AUGGACGCACCCGAGCCUGAUACGCCCUUUGCGGCGGUCUCUGCUCAGACAUCCAAGGUCCAGCAGGUAUGAGAAAGUGCUCGUCUAUAGCACAUUGCAAUUGCGCAGAGAGCUUCGUCUGCUGAUGCCUUGAUAGAUGUACCAGGCCUACCUCGACAAAUCCACACCCUACAUCACGUAUCGAUGGAUAGGCACCGGCGUGCUCUUCUUCCUCUUUGCGAUGCGCAUAAUCUUCGCACGGGGCUGGUAUAUCGGUAUGCUGAAGAGUCUCCAAGGCGUAGGAGAAGCGAGCUGAUGAAAUCAAACAGUCGCCUACGCCCUAGGCAUCUACCUCCUCAACCUCUUCCUCGCCUUCAUCUCGCCGAAAUUCGACCCCUCGCUGGAGCAAGAUACGGACAUGGAAGAUGGCGUACCGGCAGGACAAUCUUCGCUUCCAACGAAGAACGACCAAGAGUUCAAGCCAUUUGUGCGGAGACUGCCCGAGUUCAAGUUCUGGCACUCGGCGACAAGGGCCGUCGCGCUGUCGUUCUUGUGCAGCUGGAGCGAGAUCUUCAACCUGCCAGUGUUCUGGCCAGUGUUGGUGGUAUACUGGUUGAUUUUGGUGUUCUUGACGAUGCGGCGGCAGAUUCAUAGCAUGAUCAAGUACAGGUGGGUCUCCAAGAAUAUCGAACCGAGGAACUGGGAACCAGGACGAGGCUAAUACAGGACAGAUACGUGCCGUGGGACUUCGGGAAGACCAAGUACGCCGCCAAAUGA
This is a messenger RNA of Lecanosticta acicola, 756 nucleotides long. Lineage: Eukaryota; Fungi; Ascomycota; Dothideomycetes; Mycosphaerellales; Mycosphaerellaceae. The record is from the annotation of a GenBank genome assembly.